Messenger RNA from Setaria italica (foxtail millet), 1053 nucleotides. Its product is annotated as protein LURP-one-related 6. NCBI's taxonomy places the organism in Eukaryota, Viridiplantae, Streptophyta, Magnoliopsida, Poales, Poaceae. The record is from RefSeq and is a predicted model, not a curated record. Bases 1 to 831 code for a protein of 276 amino acids. The transcript is spliced from 5 exons.
AUGCUACUCCCAACCUUCCUCCUCUCCUCCGCCUACUCCAUGCUCGGCGCCCUCCUCUCCUCCCUUUCUCCGCCCGGGGCUGCGGCGGGCAGGCGAUGCGGUAAGGGAUCUCUACGGAGAUGGGUGAGCUCUGGAACGCCAGGGUGGUCGUCGCUCUGCUCAACCGCACCAUCGUCGUGCGACCCGUGCUCGACCACCACACCACCGUACGCUGGAGCUACCCCCAAGUUCAGGGUCGACGACCCGGCUGCGCUCGAGGGCCGCCGUCUGGACGACGCCGUGGAGAUCCUUCGCAAGCUGAGGCGCCCUCCCACUGUGAACGGUGGAGGCUUUGUUGUCACGGACCAGGAUCAAAGGGCUGUUUUCAGCGUCGAUGGCUGUGGGAUCAUAGGUGCUAGUGGGCAGCUGAUUGUCAGGGAUGGUGAUGGCAAUGCAAUCCUUUUCAUUCACAAGAAGGGAGGCAUUGUUCAAGCAUUGAGUGUUAGCAACUGGUGGAGAGGAUAUCUGACCGACUAUGGUGAGCCGAGCAAGCUGGUUUUCAGCUUGCAGGAUCCUAAGCCUGUCCUCUGCAUGAAGGGUGAUGUUCAGGUUACCCUGGAACCGAAGGGGAGAAACAGACACUGGGACUAUGAGGUGACUGGAUCCUUUGUUCAGAGAUCUUGUGCCAUAAAAAACCGAGCAGGCCAUGUUGCAGCACAGAUUGGUGUGAAGGGGAUGUUGGCGGGGAGGGACUUCUACCAAGUGGUGGUGCAACCAGGUUAUGACCAGGCCUUUGUGGUCGGCGUGAUUGCCAUCCUUGACAACAUUCAUGGAGAGUCCACAAGGUGUUAAUGAUGUUAGUAGAGACGAGAGCUGCUCAUCUGUCGAUAAGAUUCAUUACAUUAGCAAUCUGUUAGGAUACAAUUGCAUAGCUGUGAUUGUUUUUCGAAUAUUUCCCUUUUGUUGAUAGGUUACCAUGUACAUGAUAUGUAUGAUUUGGAUGUGUGUUCUGUUGUGAAGUGGUUUCAAGUAGUUUGCUUGCAAAGGAUCUUUGAGUUUUGCAAGUGGUUUCAA